Messenger RNA from Orbicella faveolata, 2646 nucleotides. Its product is annotated as vesicular inhibitory amino acid transporter-like. The record is from RefSeq and is a predicted model, not a curated record. Gene Ontology annotation, biological process: amino acid transmembrane transport. Gene Ontology annotation, molecular function: L-amino acid transmembrane transporter activity. Gene Ontology annotation, cellular component: vacuolar membrane. Lineage: Eukaryota; Metazoa; Cnidaria; Anthozoa; Scleractinia; Merulinidae.
CCGCCAUAGUCGUUUGAGGCAAGGAAAUUGGUUUUAAACAAUUGCAAAGAUUUGGAUAUUUCUUGCACCUGUGGGGUCAACCUGGUUAAUGUAUGCGUAAAAAAGCUUGGAAAAAUAUUUAAUGUUUGAAUGAUAAAUACUAUCUUCUGUGAUUUCGGGAAGUAAAUUCUACAAUCACUUUUUCCAUUAGUUUGCGUAAAGGUUUUUAAAUUUGUCCUCAGAGACUUUUUUGGAAGUUGUCAAACGGUAGAAUCUUCAUGCGAUCUCUCUUCUGAAGAAUUGUUGAUACAAUGGACAAGAACUUUUAAAUAACCCUUUUCUAGAUUAUUAGAUUUAUUCAUAGGGGAGUUGCGUGGGCUUCCAAGGCGACGGGAGACAAAACAGCAGUUACCGGCAAAGAGUUUUUCAUCCACCAUGCUGGCAAAGGACGGAUUAAAGCGUAAGUGAGGGUAAGCCCGCCUAAAGCCAAGAAUCUCAGAGACAACAGCUAUGAAGUCGAUUUUGCAACAGCACAUUUACGGCGCUUACAAAUUUCUCCGAAAUGUCUCAGAUGACGAAAGUGACCAAGAGGAAGAAGAGCGAGAUAAAGAAAAUAAUCAUGCCAUCUCGUCGAUAGAGGAUGACAAAAACAAGACAACUAACUUACAAACUUUUUGGAACAUAUUCAACGCUAACCAAGGGGUAGCCAUUUUGGCCAUGCCAUAUGUUGUGAAGAGCGGAGGAUAUGCAACCCUCUUCAGUAUUGUUGCUUUGGCUUUCAUCUCCAAUUUCACCAACAAGAUUCUUGUGCAGUGCCUGUACGAGUACUCGCCGGAACAAACCGCUUUCCGAGUCCGAAAUAGUUACGUGGAAAUUGGAGAGGCAUUCUCGCCGAAGAUCGGUCGACACCUGGUGAACGCGGCGCAGAUUUUCGAACAGCUCUCGUACUGCACUCUUCUGUUGAUCCUGUGUGGCUCCAUUCUCGCUUCCACCUUCCCAUUCGUUUCGCUUUAUCAAAGCCAUUGGACGGCGCUAGGAGCCAUGUUGCUCCUGCCAAAUAUCUUUCUGAAAUCUCUCAGUGAAGUGUCAUGGGUGAGUUUUCUCACAGUGAUGAUUGGCGAAAUCAUUUACCUGACCGUGACCAUGUACGGCGUGUUUCAUCACGAGCGCUGGAAUUUCGCAUCCAUGCCGGACUUCAAACUGAAGAGUUUCGGAGCAGCUGUCGGAAUCAUCGUGGUCAGCUACUCUUCACAGCCUUACAUGCCGGCGAUCGAAGGCAGCAUGAAGGAACCCCAAAAGUUCGGUAAUGUCAUGAGUGUCACUUACAUGGCAGUCACCUUUGUCAAAGUCGCCUUUGGCCUCAUUGGGUACCUCACCUUCACCGAAGACACAGAUCAGGUCAUUACUAAUAAUCUACCGGACGGGGGCCUCCACAUGUGUGUCAACCUCCUAGUCUUACUGCUAGCCGCUACAUCAUACACUAUACCAGUGUACACCGUGUUCGAUAUUCUAGAAAACAUCGAUUUUCCUUGCUGCAAGGUAGACAAUCCAAGUGCAACCAAAGACAAAAUUUCAUACGCCCAAGCGCUCGCCGCGCGCUUGUGUAUAGUUUCGUUCACUUUAUUCAUUGGAGUUUUAGUUCCUCAUUUUGGGUUGUACAUGGCUCUAGUCGGCAGUUUUACGGGGAUGUGUUUGGCCUUUAUUUUUCCGGCUAUUUUUCACAUGAAGAUCUGUUACGAUAGGUUGCAAUGGUAUGAUUUUGUCAUCGAUAGUGGGGUCGCAUUGUUCGGUCUCGUGGGAGCAAUAAUAGGCUGUCAUUUUUCUGUUUUAGCCCUCAUAGCCGAGUAUCAAAAACACGAACUUUGAGGACACACAGCCAUCCAAAUAUUUAUCCUAAUCUCCUCUUUACUUCAAAUUUUUCGAACAAGCUCAUUUCAUAAUUGAUGAAAUUUUAUUUUACAUCUGUUUGACUUGCACUUAAUUUUUUUUUAAAGUCGCCGCAAGAUCUCGCGGUUCUUUGGGGUGGAAAAAAAGAUAUUAUAACCAAAAUUGAUUUUUUUUUUUGUGGAAUUCAGAAACAUUUUCAGAUCAAAACAAACUAUUUUUACAACUACAGACUCACUGACCGCAAAUACGUAAAACCUUCUUGAACUUACCAAAUUGUUAUAAAUAAUUUAGCUGGGGAUUAAUAUGCCUCUGUUGAUGGCAGUUUUUAGCUCAAAACAUAUUUUUCGCGACAUUGUUUGUUCGAAGGCAGUUGAUACAACAAAUUAUUUUUAUCCACGUCGACGAUAAAUGUGUUGUCAAGUUGUUCAAAUGUAGUCUCUCGCAUAUCUAAAAAUUGUCUUCCCAGACACACUUUACGUCAUUUUUUUUCAAAUUAAUAUGCAGUCAAGCCUUCUUUUAAAGUUAUCUUUAAUCUUAUCAUGUGGCUUUUAUUGUUGUUGACAUUGUUUGUUAUAUAAUGAACAUAAUACGAAAUGGGAAAAAUCAAUCUGAGUCAUCUGCUGGGAGAAAUUCAUCUGUAUAAUUUAUCUAAGAGUGUAGUUUAUAUUUGUUGUAUAUUAUAAGGCAAAUUAUACAUAAGGAAAAUAAUAUGUAACCUGGGAACGUUAAAUAAAGGAAGAUAUAUCGUUUCAAACAUCUGUUAAUGUCUCUGUAGAAUUA